CCCUCCAUAUUUACAGGACACUUUCCAUGUUCUAGCUUUCAUUUUCCUGAGCUGCAUACGCGGUGAGAAAGUGAGGGAAAGUGGAAGAAACUGAGAGAAAAUUAAUAAAAUAAGAGCGAAAAUAGCAGAGAGAAGAAGAAGGCGAAGGAAAAAAGAAAGCUAGUGAAGCAGAGAGAUAGAAAGUAAAUGAAGCACAUUUUCAAGAAGCUACACAUUGGGAGUAACCACGAGCCACAUCGAUCAAACGAGAUCCCUCCCUCGCCACUCUACACCUCUGAUAACCGUGCUUCCCCCGGAAAUUCUCCGUUUAGUCCUCCUUUAACAUCUUCAUCUCCGGCGUCCACAGUGGCUGCUACGACGAUUUCUUCCGCGGUGAAUAAUUCUAAUGGUAGGACGGACUACUUCUCGUCUGAGGAGGAGUUCCAGGUGCAGCUAGCCUUGGCGAUCAGCUUGUCCAAUUCAGAGUUUAAGGAUGACCAUGAGAAGGAUGAGAUACGAGCGGCGACGCUGUUGAGCUUGGGAGGGAAUCAUCAUCAUCGGAGCGAUAUGGGGAGGGAAAAGGUAGAGGCUGCCGCGGAUGCCUUGUCAAGGCAGUAUUGGGAGUAUAAUGUGCUUGAUUAUGAGGAGAAAGUAAUGGAUGGUUUUUAUGAUGUGUUCUCCACAAGUCCAGGUCCAGCAUUACAAGGAAAAAUGCCAUCUCUCUCAGAUCUAGAAACAAGCCCUGGGAGUUCUGGUUCUGAAGCAGUUAUAGUCAACCAAACAAUUGAUCCUGCACUGGAAGAGAUGGUGCAAGUUGCCCAAUGUAUUGCUUUAGAUUGUGCUGCUACAGAUGUUGGUAUUUUGGUACAGCGGCUUGCUGAACUUGUUACAGGACAUAUGGGUGGGCCAGUAAAGGAUGCUAACAUAGUGUUGGCAGGGUGGAUGGCAAGAAGCACAGAGUUGAGGACAUCCCUUCACACAAGUGUGUUGCCUAUUGGAUCCAUAAAUAUUGGUUUGUCUCGCCAUCGAGCUUUACUUUUUAAGGUGUUGGCGGACAAUAUAAGCUUACCUUGUCGAUUAGUGAAGGGUAGUCAUUACACUGGCAUUGAGGAUGAUGCUAUCAACAUGAUAAAGUUGGAAGAUGAAAGGGAGUUUUUGGUUGAUCUCAUGGCAGAUCCAGGGACACUUAUACCAGCUGAUGUUUUAAGUGUGAAGGACACUACCUUUAGAUCAUAUAAUCCAAACAUUAGUAAAAUCUAUGGCCUCAAUGCUUCUAAUGAAUCUGGAACUGUUUAUACUGGAUCUAAGCCAUUAUCUGGUGAAGGCAGUAGUCAGAACUCUUCAGUGGAUGGUAGUUUGCCUGUGGAUAGAACAUUAGCUGCUGAAAGUGUGGAGUCCUUGGCAUCAUUCUCUGGUGGUAACAGCAAUGCUGUUGUUGGUUCUUCUGGUGUAUCUAGCAGAGCAACUCCCUCUUAUCAACAUGACAAUAUUUCCUCCUCAGUUACUGGGUCUUCUCUAUACAAGGGUAGUCAGGGACCCCAUGGAAUUGGCGAUGCCAUGAGGAUGAAUGUUAAUGUUGUUCCAUGUGGUCAAAAUAGCUCAGAGGCUUCAAAAUUCCUCUUUUCAGAUCUUAAUCCAUUCCAGAUCAAAGGAACUGGAAAAAGUUCUAUGCAGAACAGACCUGCUGAGAACAAAGUGGACUUCCAACGGAAGAAAAAUAAUCCCCUUCCUGGUCGACCCCCUGUGCCAUUGAUGUGGAAGAAUCAAUAUGCACGCAAUGAAAUCCCCAGGAAAAAAGAAUAUGAUUAUAUGGAGGGUCUCUUUCCAAGAAUUAAUUGUGAACCAAAUAAUUAUAAUCAGUUGUCAUUAGCUUCUACUAGUUCUACUAUGUCAAAGAAGGUUUAUUCUCAAGGCAUCAAGUCAUCCAGUAGAGAUGGUGAUGCUAGGAAUACUUUGAAUGUUACCUCUCCAGCUUUGGCACCUGGCAUAAAUCAAUGCCAUCAGUCACCUUUUGUUAAGGAAGUAAACUCAACUGUUAAAGAAGAAAAUCCUAGGGAUGUAAGGAAUUUCACAAAUGAUGCAGAAGUCAUGGUUAAAGAUGAUGAAAAUAGUGAAAUUGGUUUUCAUGAUCAGAGAAAGUGCACAUAUGACAGAUUUUUGGGGACCAAUUUGAAACUAAAGGAACCAGAAAGUCCUAGCUCAUCAAUUGAUUCCACCACUAACAGGAUUGAUCAAAUCUUUGAUGAUGUAGAUGUGGGUGAAUGUGAAAUUCCUUGGGAAGAUCUGGUUAUUGGUGAGAGGAUUGGACUAGGUUCUUAUGGAGAGGUUUAUCAUGCUGAUUGGAAUGGAACGGAGGUUGCCGUGAAGAAAUUCUUAGACCAAGAUCUCUUAGGUGCUGCUUUAGCUGAAUUUAAAAGAGAAGUUCGAAUAAUGCAGAGAUUGCGCAAUCCAAAUGUUGUCCUCUUUAUGGGUGCUGUUACACGCCCUCCAAACCUCUCGAUCAUCACAGAGUUUCUUCCAAGAGGAAGUUUAUACCGAAUUCUUCAUCGUCCUCAUUGUCAAAUUGAUGAAAAGCAUAGAAUAAAAAUGGCUCUUGAUGUGGCUAGGGGUAUGAAUUGCUUGCACACUAGUAUGCCAACAAUCGUUCACCGGGAUUUAAAGUCACCAAAUCUUUUGGUUGAUAAAAACUGGAAUGUCAAGGUUUGUGAUUUUGGGUUGUCACGCUUGAAGCAUAACACGUUUUUGUCAUCCAAAUCAACUGCAGGAACACCCGAAUGGAUGGCACCAGAAGUUCUCCGUAAUGAACCCUCAAAUGAGAAGUGUGAUGUAUAUAGUUUUGGAGUCAUCCUUUGGGAACUUGCAACUCUAAGAUUGCCAUGGAGUGGAAUGAACCCAAUGCAAGUAGUUGGAGCUGUUGGUUUCCAGCAUCGUCACCUUGAAAUCCCCAAGGAUGUUGAUCCCUUAGUUGCAAGGAUAAUUGUAGAAUGUUGGCAGACAGAUCCGAACUUGCGUCCGUCCUUUGCACAGCUUGCAGUAGAUCUCAAGCCCUUGCAGCGGCUUGUCAUCCCAUCACAUCUUGACCAGCCAAGCUCACCUCUGCAGCAGGAGAUCUCAGUAAAUUCUACACCUUGAAUUGUCUCAAUUCCUCAAUUGUGAAUAAGGAGAUAUUCGUGUUUAUUUUGCCUUCUGGAUAUGAACUUCACAAAAAGGAAAACAAGGAGAGAGAUAGAGAGAAUAGAAGAAAAGCUUGUAGUUUAUAGGCCCUGGGUGGUUUGUGCAAGGAAUCUAUGUUUGCUGCUGCCACCCAAAUAAUAGCAGCCUUCUUUUUUGUAUUAGCUUGAUGUCGAGGGAAUAAAAAUUUGUAAUAUAUGUGUAUUAAAAGGCUUUGAAUUUCAAAAUGAUUGGUUAAAGAUUUAAUUGAAAAUUAAAUUUCAAUUUUCAAAAA
Molecule: messenger RNA, 3424 nt
Organism: Manihot esculenta (cassava)
Lineage: Eukaryota; Viridiplantae; Streptophyta; Magnoliopsida; Malpighiales; Euphorbiaceae
Product: serine/threonine-protein kinase EDR1
Exons: 13
Coding region: 187-3111 (974 amino acids)
Biological process (GO): protein phosphorylation
Molecular function (GO): protein kinase activity; ATP binding
Source: RefSeq, a predicted model, not a curated record